AUGCCAUUCACCGACGCAACCCUGCCCGAAAUCCCCGAAUUCGACGCCCUCACGCUGGACCCCCGAGGGCCUCCCGGCAACGCGUGGGGCCUCUUCGGCGACAAGGACGAGCUAGGCAUGCUGAAUCUGCUGACGCCCGAGACUGUGGCCGCGGCAGCAAAAGAAAUCAAGACAGGCAUGCGUUUCUCGCUGGACCUGCCGCUGAACCAGCCCGCGUUUCCCAGCUUCGGCCGCCAACCCUUCCACCACGAGAUCCGCCAACUGGGCGACCGCACCGUCAACGACGACAUUGUAUCAUUCAACACGCAGUCAAGCUCGCAGUGGGACGGCUUCCGUCACUACGGCAACCAAAACCUGAAAUGCUACUUCAUGGGCCACACCCAAGACGACAUCCUCAAGUCCGACGUCAUCGGCACCAACGCCUGGCUCCACACGGGCGGCAUCCAAGGCCGCGCGAUCCUGCUCGACUACCCCAGCUGGGCCUCGUCCCAAACGCCCCCCCUCCCGCUCCCCUCCCCCUUCACCUCCACCGCCAUCCCCCUCUCGCACAUCCAGCGCCUCCUCGCCUCCCGCCGCAUCGUCCCGCGCCGCGGCGACAUCCUCCUGCUGCGGACGGGCCUCGACGCCGCGCUCAAAGCGCUCUCCGCCGACGAGCAGCGCGCGGUGGCGACGCGGGCGGAGGCGGAUUUCGUGGGGCUGCAGGCGGGCAGGGAGACGCUGCGGUGGUUGUGGGAGGCGGGCCCGUUUGCGGCGGUGGCGAGCGACGCGCCGAGCUUUGAGAGGGCGCCGGUGUUGGGCGCGCAUGCGGAGGAAGGGUUUACGCUGCAUCAGUGGUUGUUGGCGGGGUGGGGGUGUCCGAUUGGGGAGUUGUUCGAUUUGGAGGGGUUGGCGGCGGCGUGUGAGAGGGAAGGGAGGUGGGAGGUGUUUUUUAGUAGUGUGCCGUUGAAGGUUCCUGGAGGCGUUGCGAGCCCGCCGAAUGCGGUCGCCAUCAUGUGA
Molecule: messenger RNA, 996 nt
Organism: Diplodia corticola
Lineage: Eukaryota; Fungi; Ascomycota; Dothideomycetes; Botryosphaeriales; Botryosphaeriaceae
Product: major facilitator superfamily protein
Exons: 4
Coding region: 1-996 (331 amino acids)
Molecular function (GO): arylformamidase activity
Source: RefSeq, a predicted model, not a curated record